GGAGUUCCUUUUUUUUUUUACACAGUUGUUGAAACAAAGAAAGUUACCCUCUUACAAUAAUCCAUAUACAUAUAUUUAUUACGUAUGCUUGGUGCCAGAAUCUUAACACGCUCAACUCGAUUGAAUACAGUUCGUACAAAUCUUAUUCGCCGUGGAGGAGGUCAUGGUACACCCAUUAACGAACCAGGGGGAUACCUUUUCAACGAAAAAACUCGAGUAAAGGAGGACUGGGAAAAUAUUUAUUAUUGGGGUAUGGGAGGUGGUUUCCUUGCCAUGGCUGUUGCCUUAUAUUAUAAACCAGAUACAAGUCUUAUUACUUGGGCUAGAAAAGAAGCUGAAAAAUCCUUGAAAGAAAAGGGCGUCUCUCUUGAAUACACAAAGACAACAUAAAGACUUGACUUCCCUCUUCCUUUAACUUAUUUUAUUUUUGACAUGAUUAAAGAACAUUCAAACAGUGAAGA
Molecule: messenger RNA, 461 nt
Organism: Mycotypha africana
Lineage: Eukaryota; Fungi; Mucoromycota; Mucoromycetes; Mucorales; Mycotyphaceae
Exons: 3
Coding region: 85-390 (101 amino acids)
Source: RefSeq, a predicted model, not a curated record